This is a messenger RNA of Branchiostoma belcheri (Belcher's lancelet), 787 nucleotides long. Its product is annotated as syntaxin-8-like. Gene Ontology annotation, molecular function: SNAP receptor activity; SNARE binding. The transcript is spliced from 8 exons. Gene Ontology annotation, biological process: vesicle fusion; intracellular protein transport. The record is from RefSeq and is a predicted model, not a curated record. Bases 37 to 756 code for a protein of 239 amino acids. Gene Ontology annotation, cellular component: SNARE complex; endomembrane system. Lineage: Eukaryota; Metazoa; Chordata; Leptocardii; Amphioxiformes; Branchiostomatidae.
CCCUAAUUGUAAGGUCAGAGGUGAAACUACCCCAAGAUGGCGGGUUUUGGUGGAGAUUCUUGGUUGUCAGAGUUUUCCAGCUGUGAGCAGCAAGCUCAAGAAAUUUUGGAGAAAAUCCAUGAAAGAAACAAGCAGCAAAGAAGUGGGGCCAACUAUUCAAAGCUGAACUCUGCCAUCAGAGUACAGAUGAAGAAAUUUUCGCGAGACCUGGUGACGUUGAGACAAGGGCUGUCCAAAGCCAGCUCAGCCUAUCACAUAACUCAGAGAGAACUAGAAAGACGACAGAACAUGUUAGACAAUCUGGCCUCCAAAGAGAAACAGCUGAACGAUGCUAGCAAAAAUGACCAAGUUGCGGCUCCCACUGAGAGGUCCAACUUGUUUGGUAACCAGGGCUCGGCGGGUUUCCAUGACGACCCCUGGGCGACCGAGGAGUCGGAGGAAACCCGCGGUCUGAACGUGUCGGACAUCCGCCAGCAGCAGACCAGAGUUAUGGACGAACAAGACCGAGGCUUAGACGUGCUGUCCUCUGUCAUCGCGCGUCAGAAACAGCUGGGACAGGCCAUCGGGGACGAGGUGGACCUUCAGAACGAGUUAAUUGAUGACAUCCAAAGCGGGGUGCAGAAGACCGACGCCAGGUUGCUGAAGGAGACGAGACACGUCAAAAUUGUGGACAAGAAGUCGGCCAACUGUGGAAUGAUCGUGGUGAUUGUCUUACUUCUGAUUGCCAUUGUGGUGGUGGCCUGCAUUCCAAAGUAAGCUGACGACCGAGACUGGAAGCAGUACUUUG